Mytilus trossulus (common blue mussel) is the source of this 542-nucleotide messenger RNA. RefSeq lists its product as uncharacterized. The transcript is spliced from 4 exons. Lineage: Eukaryota; Metazoa; Mollusca; Bivalvia; Mytilida; Mytilidae. Bases 54 to 404 code for a protein of 116 amino acids. The record is from RefSeq and is a predicted model, not a curated record.
UAAAUAUACGCAGUUGUCCGCAUUAUUCCAAGCUUAUCACAAGGAUUAUAAUAAUGUCAGCCAGACAAUUUUUAAGUGUGCUCUAUGUUUUGGCAUACUGUACAGUUAUGAUAAUUGGAGAGAAAAAACGUCUUCUCGAAAAUAUUCCCACUGAUGUAGAUUCCAGACUUCAUGACAUUGAAGUAAAAUUACAACAAUUAACUUCGCAGACUACAGACAAAGACAUGUUUAUAACGCAGUUGCAAAGUACAGUAUUAAAACUACAGAGUACUGUUAACCAACUUGAACGUGACAGAAACAACCAAUCAGCACAAAUUCAAGCAAUGCAGAAAAUGGUGAAUGCAAAGAAUCCGGGAUGUCAAACAGGAAAUCAUCACCUUGCUGAUGCAAAAGGUCAUGCAUAGUCGGCGUCUACUGUUAUCCAUUUUAAUGAACCAUUUGCUGAAAUACCAACUGUUGUGUGGGGGACUACAGCUUUGGAUAUUGACCAUAACCACAAUACCCGUUUUUCAUCAAAUGUACAGAGCAUAACGAAAGCGGGC